UUCAAUCAAAACUCUAUACUUUUCAUCUUCCUCUUCUUUAAUUUUUUUUUUCAGAUUUCCCCUUUUGCUGCAAAACCCUAAUUUUACUUUGGAUAUUUCCUAAUCGUAGCUAAUUCAUCACCAUGGCCAAAAGCUCCUUCAAAUUGGAACACCCUCUUGAAAGGCGACAGGCUGAAGCUGCUCGUAUUAGGGAGAAGUACCCUGAUAGAAUUCCGGUUAUUGUGGAGAAGGCUGAAAGAAGUGACAUUCCUGACAUUGACAAGAAAAAGUACUUGGUUCCUGCUGAUCUAACUGUGGGGCAAUUUGUUUAUGUCGUACGUAAGAGAAUAAAGCUUAGUGCUGAAAGGGCUAUUUUUAUCUUUGUGAAAAAUAUCCUUCCUCCCACAGCUGCCAUGAUGUCCGCCAUUUAUGAGGAACACAAAGAUGAGGACGGCUUCCUGUACAUGACAUACAGUGGAGAGAAUACAUUUGGAACCUUCUAGAAUGCAGUCAAACAGCUCUCCCUGUGCAAAUAACUCUCUUACUAGAAAAAACUUGUAAAUUCGUUCCAUCUCGCGUUAUCUUUCUUCUAAAAGACGGAAUCUUCAGUCUGUUGCAUACUUGUUUUACUUUAGUUAACAUCGACUGGUUUCAUGUAUAUAUAUAUCUACUCUAUGAAGUAACUCAUUUUCCCUC
Solanum dulcamara is the source of this 675-nucleotide messenger RNA. RefSeq names its product autophagy-related protein 8C-like. NCBI's taxonomy places the organism in Eukaryota, Viridiplantae, Streptophyta, Magnoliopsida, Solanales, Solanaceae. The record is from RefSeq and is a predicted model, not a curated record. Gene Ontology annotation, biological process: cellular response to nitrogen starvation. The transcript is spliced from 5 exons. The coding region runs from base 123 to 482 and encodes 119 amino acids.